GGAACAUCUCUUGGAAAACAUGCACUUGGAUGAGAUAAAAAUGCAUAGAAUCCUGUGCAUUUUAUUUUGUGCAUUUAAAAACACGGUUCUGAGGAGUCUUCCUCCCCCUCCCCCGCUUCAGUUAACGCCAGAAUGCCUCUCUGGGUGGGAGGACAGACGGACAAGGACGUGUGUCUGACCAGAGACCCCUCUCCCCACCGUGCAAACGGACUUUAAACACAAUACGAGGUUUUAUUGUACUUUGCAAUAAGCCUGGGGAUCCCCAGUCAGCCUGCCUUCCAGAUUAAGGAUGGGGUCUCCUUCUAGAGGGAGAAGGCAGGGCUCUGGCCGGGAUAGGGGACCUCCCGCCCUGGGGCAGCCAGGCCAAAUGCCCGGCGUCGGGAGAUUGAGGGUCUAAUGGCAGGAGUACCCGGGAGGCCAGGGUCCUGGGUGCGAGGGCGUUCAUGGAGGGCAGGUGGUGGGGGAGAGGAAAGGCUCUUGAGGGCUUUGAACGACGAACAAGAGAAUUUCCAGUUGAGCUGAUGGGGAGACGGAGGACAAGACCGGGGGGUGGGCUAGAGGGUGGCGGAGUCCUAAGGACUCUAUUUCCCAACAAGCCAUGCGGGCGCCUCCGUUGGAGGCGGGGGACGCAUCAGUGCGGACGUCUCUCCCACCCUUGCGCUGGUCCCAAGUCCGGUGAACUCUGUUUCCCAGAAGGCCACACGACGUCUCUGUGGGCGGGGAGGGGAGAGGCGGAGGGGGUCAUUUCCGGUGCAGCUUCGCCUUCUCGCGCCUGCGCUCCAGGAUCCCCUCGGCCCGAAGCCUUGUCCCUGGCUGAGGGGUAGCUGGCCCGGAGAGAGUAGCGCGUGCGCAGUUCGAGAUCCGCACCACCCCUUUCACUAACGGACGCUCCCAUAGGUCGGCCCCGGAGGGAGGGGCGCAGGGGGAACCAAUCUUCGAAGAGUUGCGGUCCCGCCCCAGGCUGUCCCGGGUGAACCUCGGGUCACAGGCGCCUGGGGAGCGAGCGAGGGGGAUGAGCUAGGGGGGAAGAGCAAGGGUGACAUGGCCACUGCGCCCAGGCGGGAGGCAGUGACGUUCCAGGAUGUGGCUGUGGACUUCACCUGGGAAGAAUGGGCACGUUUGGCCCCUUCUCAGAAGGAACUGUACAAGGAUGUGAUGCUGGAGAACUACAGGAACCUGGUCUGCCUUGGUUGGAAGAAUAGGUCUGACACAGAGGAAUUGGCUCCAGACGUAGAAGCCUGGGAAUGUAAAGCCAGGUUACUGAAGCAGGAGCGCAAUGAAGAUAAACAUUCUAGACUAGACCCAAGAAAACAGAAUCGAAUCCGCUCAAAGAAGAUAUUUUCUAAAUCUAGUGAAUGUGGGAAACUCAUCAGUUAUAAUUCAGACCUUACUAAGUGUCAGAAAGUUGACAUUAUGAAGAAAACUUAUGAAUGUAAUGAAUGUGGUGAGAUCUUCCAGUGGAGUUCUCAUUUCACUAAACAUCAGCGAAUAUGUACCAGAGAGAAACCCUGUGAACAUAAUAAAUGUGAAAGGGCCUCUUGUUCAAGCAGAAGACCUUCUGAACGUCAGAGGAUUCAUAGUGGAGAGAAAUUUGAUGAAUGUCACAUAUGUGGGAAAACUUUCUGCCAGUUCACAGAACUUACUGAGCAUCAAGCAGUUCAUAGAGGAGAAAAUCCAUUUGAAUGUGUUGAAUGUGGAAAGAACUUCAGCCGGAGUUCACAACUUAUUGUGCAUCAGAGAAUUCAUGCUGGAGAGAAACUGUAUGAAUGUAAUGACUGCGGGAAGGCCUUCCAUUGGUGUUCACGGCUUAUUCAACAUCGGAGAAUUCACAGUGGAGAGAAACCUUUUGAAUGUAAUGAAUGUGGGAAGGCAUUUCGCCAGAGGAUACAACUUACUGUACAUCAGAGAAUUCAUACUGGAGAGAAACCUUAUGAAUGUAAAGAAUGUGGGAAGGCCUUCCACCGAAGCACAGGACUCACACAACAUCAGAAAAUUCAUACUGGAGAGAAACCUUAUGAAUGCAAGGAAUGUGGGAAGGCCUUCUGCCGGAGCUCACAACUCAAUCAGCAUCAGAGAAUUCAUACUGGAGAGAAACUUUAUGAAUGUAGUGAAUGUGGGAAGGCCUUCUGCCGUAGGUCACAACUUACACAACAUCAGAUAAUUCAUACUGGAGAGAAACCAUAUGAAUGUGGUGAGUGUGGGAAGGCUUUCCACCAGAGCUCACAACUUAUUCGACAUAAAGUAAUUCAUACAGGAGAGAAACCUUUUGAAUGUAAUCAAUGUGGGAAGGCCUUCCAUAGGAGCACAGGACUUACACAACAUCAAAGAAUUCAUACUGGAUGGAAACCUUUUGAGUGUAAUGAAUGUGGGAAGGCCUUCCACAGGAGCACUGGACUAAUACAACACCAGAGAAUUCAUACUGGAGAGAAACCAUAUGAAUGUAAGGUAUGUGGGAAAACCUUCCGCAGGAGCUCACAACUUACUCAGCACAAGGUAAUUCAUACUGGAGAGAAACCUUAUGAAUGUAAUGAAUGUGGGAAGACCUUCUGCUGGAGCUCACAGCUUACUCGACAUCAGAAAAUUCAUACUGGAGAGAAACUUUCUGUAUAUAGGAUGUGUGAGAAUGCCUUCCACACAGAGAAACUUCUUAAUCAACACCACAAAAUACAUACUGGAGAGAAGCCUUAUGAAGUUAAGUCCUUAUGAAUAUGAUGAAAGUGAGAAGGGUUUCAGACAGAGCAAACACUACUGAAAACUAGAUAAGUCGAACUAAAGCAAAAUCCUAUAGAUUUUUUCACUCUCCGGAAGUCCCAAGCCGCUUCCUUUGUCCUGUCUCACACUUUAUAGCAGACACUGUUGUGCACUCUUAAAUUACUGAGAAAGUUGUAGAAAUAUGGGAGGCACUUUCUGUAUUUACUCAUCACAAAUGCCCAGGAUUCUGAACUACUUCCUCCUUCCUGUUACCAUGGCAAACACAGUCUUUUCCCUCUUCUUUCCAAAGGCUGAUUCCUUUGCCUGUGCCUUGAUGCCACCACUUCCUUUUUACUCCAGGGCAUUACUUUGGCAAUCAUUCCCAUCUUUCUUUGAAUCUUAAAUCUCUCCCACUGGCUCUUUCUGAACUUUAUGUUCAGGUAUCCUGAUUUCCCAAAACCAAAAAAUCUCUAUCCAUCCAUUCACCAACCCAUCUCUUUGUUUCAUUGCCAGACCUCUUGAAAAUUCUUCUGAUUUCCAAUAAUAGUAAAUGGCAUUUACAUAGCACUUGAAAGUUUACAACAACAUUAACAUAUCUUAGUUGAGCCUCACAAAAAUCCUAUGAAGACAUGAUGGCAGGCAUUAUGAUCCUUUUUAUAGAUGGAGAAAAGGGUGACUUGGGUUUAAAUGACUUGUAUGUAGACAUUCAGUAGCAAUUGUUCCCUCAGAGGACACUGGUGACUUCUUACUUGCUAAGUAAGAUGGCCUUUGUAGUACGCCCUUGUUCCUCUAUAUAGUAUUUGAUGUAGUUCAUCGUCUUUUCCUUCCAGCUGCGCUGUGCCCUUCUGUAUUCCAAAAUGCCACACUCCUGUGGCUUAUAAUGACAACUUGAAUUUAAAUGAUGCCUUCAAGAUUUUUAGAAUGCUUUUCUCCCUGCAUCCAACAAUCCUUUGAAGGAGGCUGAACUAGUAAUAGUCAUCCCAUCUUAGAGACCAGGAAACUGAGAGGGUUACUUGCUUUUGAGACAGUAGUUAUUGAGAGUCUGAUGUGGACUUCAGAUCCAGGGGUCCUGACUUCCAGGCCUUCAAUCUUUCCACUAUAUCAUGUUGAUUUCCCUCCUUUAUCUGUACCUGCUUCUUUGAUUUCUUUGUUGAUGCAUUUUCCCACUCCCUUAAAUAGCAUGUUCCCCCACUAGUCCCUGACUAGAACCUAAGAUUUAUGCUGCCAUGAUGCAUGGCCCAACAGACUUCUUCAUUUUCCACACCCGGAAAGGGUACAGAAAAUGGGUAUACAUGUUAGCUAGGGCUCAUGGAAAAUGUAGGUAUGGGUAUCCAUGUCAGAAGCAAAGGCGAGGAACCUCUGAAAAGCCCUGACUACAUGUAGACAACUACAUACAUGCGCACAUAUAGAUGCAAACAACUACAUGCAUAUGUACAUAUAUACAUAUAUAUAUAUAUAAAUUGGAGGCAGUCUUAGAGGAAUGCAGUAGCAUCAAGGGGAAUUGGGAAAGACCUCUGACAGAAUGUGAGAUUUGAAGGAAGCCAGGGAAUCCAGGAAGUGGAGGUGAAGAAGAAAAGCAUUCCAGGCAUGGGAGACAGUCAUUGAAAAGGCACCUUCUGGUGCAAACCCUGUGGUCCAUCCAGCUCAGUCUCUUUGCUAUCCUUUAGACACAACACUCCAUUACUUUUGUACUCACUGACUAUCAACCAUGCUUGUAGUGCACUUUCCUCACAUCCACCCUAUAGAAUCCCUUCCUUUUGAGCAGACUUGGCUCAUGCACCGUAUUCUAUGUUGAGCCUUUCUUGAUUGUCCCAAUUAUUAGUGCAUUUGCUCUGAAAACUAUAUUAUGUUAAUUUGUGUUUAUUCUGAAUAAUCCUCUCUCCUCGAGGGAAAGGACUCUUUUUUUUUGUAUCCCUAGGACCUAGCACAAUGUCUGUGACAUAGAUGCUUAAUAAAUGCUUGAUUAGUAAUGAUAAUUGGCAUUACCUAGUGGCUUAAGGUUUGCAGUGUACUUUAUGAAUAUGUUCUCAAUAGAUAACUUCCAAUUAUUCCUAUUAAGGAAAUCUUACCUGAGUAAAAUCAUUGAAAUGUCAACAUAGGAGCCAAGAGAAACUAAAAAAGACAAACUCAGAGCCUAGAUGUGUCUAUUACAAUAGUCCAUACAGAUGAUAGUGAGGGCUUGGGGGGGUAGGAUGGUAGAAGUAGGCAUAGAGAAGUCAGGACAGGUGUGAGAGAGAUUAUUGGUGACUAGGUAGGGCUUGGUAACUGGUCACUCAGAGACGGGAAAGGUCAGAUCCUAGGUAUGGUGUUAUUCUGGCUUGUUUUAAGAAAGAAAAGAAAAGGAAUCCAUUAGGGGGAAAACCAGGAAGAAGGCUGAAGAAUUUAUUAUUUUUUAUAACUGGGAUAUAUCAGAAGAUGUACAUUAGGAAGUGGAAUAAAGUCCAGACAUUAAGAAAGUAAACUCUAGAAAUACAAUAAUAUGAACAUGGAACUAGGGACCAGGAUAAAGAAAGGGGAGGAGGGGGUUAUUAAGGAAGACAGUAGAAUUGAAAAUGGAAAUCACAAGCAAAGCAAGCUUAAAACUUCAAAGGGCUGAUCAGAAAGUGGGGAGAUUAAAAGGAAAAAGAAAAGUAACAUCCAGUGGUCUGGGUUGGGUGAAGAGAGUGCAGAGGAGUAAGAUCAGACAGAUUCUAGAUUAGUAUUACUCAUCUAAUUCUCCCCCUAAUUUCCCACCAAUGUCUGCCCACACAUGGUUAUUCCCUACUCUCCCUGGGAGAACAGAGGAGGUUUUAUAAUAGAAUAUGAUCAACAAGCAUUUAUUGUGUACUAUGUGCUGUGCAUGAUGCUUGUGACUGGGGGUAGAAGACAAAAAUCAAAGUCCCUUCCCUCAAGGAGGGAAAGCACUCCUAAAAAUCAUGAUCACAAACAGAAUAAACUCAACUAUAAAAUGGAGGGGAGUAAAAGAAGAGAUUAGCAGAAUUCAACAAUAUAUUUGUAAGAAACAUGCUUAAAACAUAUUGACAGGCAAAAUGAAGAGUUAAAUAGAAUUUCUCAGGUAAAUUUUGAAAAGCAGAGGUGACAAUCAUGAUUUCAAUCAAGGCAGGAGUAAAAGUAGAUAUUGUUAAAAACACACAAGCAGGGGAAAUUGCAUUAUGUUUAAAGGCAACAUAGCAUCUGAGUACUUAAAGGAAAAAUUAAUUAAACUACUUGGAGAAAUCGUAAAACAUUAGUCGUUGAGAGACUUUAAUGUGUCCAUUUCAAACCUAGAGGAACCUAACAUAAACAAAAAAUUGAGGAAUUGAGAAUUUUAGAAAAGUUUGUUAGGAUAAACUCCUGGCAAUUAUUGAAAUUUUAAGGAAUAUACAUAUGUCUUAGCUUUGUAUUAGCACCUUUAUAAAAACCUAUCAUGUAAUGGUUAUUAAAAAUAAUUACAGAAAAGCAGAAAUAAUAAAUAUCAUUAACUGACCAAGCACAAUCAAAAUCAUAAAUCAUUUGAAUAAAGGGUUCACACUUUAACAGACUAAAUGAUUAAAAUCCUAAUAAGCAAGUGGCUCAAAAAGCAAAUCAUAAGAACAAUAAGUAAAUUUAUCAAGGUUAGACAAUAUUCCAAAACUUUUGGUAUGUAGGCAAAACAUUCCUUCGGGGAGAAAUGCAUACCUCUAAACACUUUCAAUCAACAAAAAGAACAGAUUGAUGAAUUGUCCAUACAACUAAAACUAGAAAGGCAACAGAUAAAAAUAGAGAGUCUGAAAAUCAGAGGAGAUAAAAUUGAAAACAAAAAAAAAUACUGACAAAAUCAGGAGCUGAAUUUUGAAGAAAAUAAUAAAAUAAA
Phascolarctos cinereus (koala) is the source of this 6523-nucleotide messenger RNA. RefSeq lists its product as uncharacterized. NCBI's taxonomy places the organism in Eukaryota, Metazoa, Chordata, Mammalia, Diprotodontia, Phascolarctidae. The record is from RefSeq and is a predicted model, not a curated record. Gene Ontology annotation, biological process: regulation of transcription by RNA polymerase II. Gene Ontology annotation, cellular component: nucleus. Gene Ontology annotation, molecular function: RNA polymerase II transcription regulatory region sequence-specific DNA binding; DNA-binding transcription factor activity, RNA polymerase II-specific.